Molecule: messenger RNA, 2617 nt
Organism: Lingula anatina
Lineage: Eukaryota; Metazoa; Brachiopoda; Lingulata; Lingulida; Lingulidae
Product: E3 ubiquitin-protein ligase TRIM56-like
Molecular function (GO): protein binding; zinc ion binding
Source: RefSeq, a predicted model, not a curated record
CGUCUCACCUGACCAGGUGUACAUGUCACGAGAGACAGCACAUCUAAAUGGCGACUGGAGGCGAGUACCUGCCAACAAGAGAAAUAUAAGUGGAGAAAAGAGAGGUUGUUAGAAUUCUGAACACAUAUUGGGAUAUUGGUCCUAGGAAAAAUGUCUUUGUCCAAGAUCCUAACGGAAGAUUUCCUAACGUGCAGCAUAUGUCUUGAAAAGUUUAAACUCCCCAAGGCCCUCGGUUGUUCACAUACCUUUUGCCAGAAUUGCCUCCAAGACCAUUUGGACAGAAAUUUCCAAGGUCAGCCUGGCUUCCCUUGUCCUAUCUGUAGACGUCAGUGUGACCUCCCUAGGGGCGGUGUUAGCAGUUUACAAACAAACCAUCUUGUGAACAGCAUAUCACAUACACUUGCUCAAGUAGAAAAAGCCAAAGCUGCCAAGAAAUGCGAGGUAUGUUGUCUGAAAAGAGUCGUCAAUCCACCAACGGCAACAAAACAUUGUUUGAACUGUGAGGAAAGUAUGUGUGGUGAUUGUUCUUCAGAGCAUGUUCUUCAUAAGUUAAAUCGUGACCACAAACUGUUUCCUGUCGACCAGUUAGGAAGCGACGAAUACGUGACAGAGCUGCGUGCCCGACAGAACGUCCUUUGUGACCACAACAACAAGGACCCCGUAGAAAUCUUCUGCCCAGCCUGUAACAAAUGCAUCUGCGCCACGUGGAGCUUUUUGGAACACCAAGGACAUGAUUGCCUUAGAAUCAAGCCUGCUGCCGGCAAACGCAAGGAAAAACUAGAACUCCUCUUGAGGCCCAUCGAGAAGAAAAGUCUACUCUACGAUCAGUUUAAGACCGCCGCUGAAGACCAGAAAAAUGUCGGUAGAAGCAGGAAGAAAGAAAGCCAAGGAUCAGGUUAACAACCAGAUGGAGCUAGCUAUUAAGAUGGUACGUCAACGCACCGAGGAUCUUCUGGAAGAAAUAGAUGUCAAGUCGAAUGCCAAACUUAAAGUUUUAAAUGCUUUAAUUGCAUCUGCUAUCGCUGAGCAAAAUCAACUGGACGACUUUGUAGACUUCUCAAGAAAGCUCAUAAACCAUGGAAACGACAUGGAUGUUCUGCAAAUGGCAUCCGCAUGUGAGCAAAGCAGCGAGAGCGUCCAGACUCUCGGCAUCCCGAACCUGCCCCCGGCCAUGACCCAGCUUCAGCUUAGUACCAAUGACAUGGAAGAGUGCGUUACCAAUAUCAACAGUUGCCUUGGAGACGUGGUUCCCGCUGCGAGUGGAAGACUGUUGACAUCAUUCAAAGUAGAUUUGGCCAAGUCUCCAAAGGAGAUGAUCAGUCAUGUGACCACUGAUUCAAAUGGUUAUUUUUUCAUUGGUAUUUGGUGUGAUGAUGACAAGUCACGUGACAGAAUCCACAUCUACGAUACAACCUUUGUCCUACAGGGCACAAUUCCCAACCCACGGGCAGCAGAAAAGUAUCACUUUGCUGGGAUUGCCAUUGAUGACGACGGUAACAUCGUCACUAGAUGUCAGGGGUCAAAUGAAAUCAUUGUCUACACCAAGACAGGGGACCAGGUGAGAACAUUCCACAGUGAGUCACCAGAGGCAGUAGCAGUCAACAGCAAGGGUCACUAUGUGGUGGCCGGUCGUAAUACUCUGACUGUGCACCACAAGAAUGGCAAGGUCCUGCAGACGACACCAGACCCAGCAGGUAAAAAUCACAAACACAUCCAAUGUAACGUGAAUGAAGAUGUCAUUGUCACAGAUCCAGAAGGUGAUCACAUUCGUGUAUAUGAUUCCACUCUCCAACUUAAAUACAGAUAUGGUACCCAGGGUGAUGGGGACGGACAGGUGAACGAUCCGCUCGGCACAUGCUGCUUGGAUAAUGGAGACAUAAUUCUGACAGACCUCACGAACCAUCGUCUGCACCUGGUGUCACCAAAUGGAAAAUUCAAGCAGUUUCUUUUAAGCAAAGACAAUGGACUACGCUCUCCGAGAAAUGUUAGUAUAAACCAUUUCGGAAAACUGGUCGUUGGGGAGAGUGGAGGCAAUAUUAAAUUUUUUGAAUUAUGAUUGAUGGAUAAGUUAACAAAGGACACUAAAAAGAUCAUUGAAAUACAGACAGUACCCCACUAAACAUUGUAUCGGCCCAGUUUUCACGCGUUUUGCCCUCGAUAUACCGCUGGUGAACCCAUACAGUUAAACCGGUUGAAAUUCACUUAUUCUAAAUUUUUAAUUUUUAACCUUUUGCAAUGGGUAAUAAACAUUAAUAGCCUCAGGUAACAAAUACUAGUAUAAGUUUGUCUUUCGAUCAGAUCUGAUCAGACAAAAGAAAUUUAGUCACAAUUGGCUCACGACCUACUAUAGCAAGGACAGCCAGCAACAAGGACAUCCAACAAUUAAUAUUGUUCUAGAAAAAAUCAUAACAUCAGCAUAGCAAAGAGGGUGAAUUAUACUGCCUCCUUUAUAAAUAUUACCGAUGAAGGAACUGACUGUAGUAUCAACUUGUGGUACGCUGAUUUUGUGUGUCCAACAUUGAUAUAUGUUACUUGAAGUAUGCUUACUUAGAAAAAAAUAGCUUUCAAUAAUACUCUAUGUUAAUGUUUCAAAAGACCAGUACUUGUUUUAAUAAAA